CGGCCACUGAUUCGGGGGUAGAGGGGUCUUGACUCACCCCGCGCCCACUUUAGUAUAAUUUCGGGGACAGGCAAACAGACACACUCCACCACACCUUUGCGCUCCAAUUGCAGUCGCCAUGGCGGAACCUACCUACUACAUCGACGAAGAUGUCGGUCACGAUACUGCAGAACAAACCGGCCAGGAAGACUUACCUUACAAGUCGCUCGGAUACGCUGUCCUCACCCGCGGCGAGUCUGCCAAAUUCCUCACUCGAAAAAGUGUCACUGGCGAGCUUGCCGAAGGUGCAGAUGCGACAGCAAGGUUAGAGUGGAAGCCCGUUGCGAAAGCCGGCUUGAAGAAGGCGGUCAACUAUGCGAAGACACAAAAGAAGAAGGCGGAGAAGGAGCAAGAACAGCUUGCGAUGCGCACGAAAGAGGAGGCUGCCCGCAACAAAGUCCUGGACGAGGCCAAGACGAUUGUGCUUGAGGAAGAUACAAGCCUGCCGCAGGCGACCAAAAUCAAGCUCGAUGACACGGAUGCGAAGAAGAUCACACUGGGCGAUGGCAAGGACGUCAAGGGCACACGAGUGAGGGUGUUUGGAAGGGUACAUCGUGAGCGAAGACAGAAAGAUGUCAUGUUUGUGACGUUAAGAGACGGCUAUGGCUAUAUGCAGGUCAUCUUGACCGGCAACCUUGCGAAGACAUACGAUGCCCUCACAUUGACGCGCGAGACGAGCAUGGAGAUUCUCGGAGAGCUGAGGCAGAUUCCAGCUGGCGCGCAUGCUCCCAACGACCGCGAACUCCAUGCAGACUACUACAAGAUUCACGAUGGGUGGAAGGCGGCUGGUGGCGACGACGCCAUCACUAACAGGGUGUCCAAGGACACUGAGCACGCGACAUUGCUGGACUUGCGACAUCUUACUCUGCGAGGAGAGACAGCGUCCAAGGUCAUGAUCGUCCGCGACGCCGUCGAAUUUGCUUUCAACCAAGUCUACAAAGAACUCCGACUACGCAAGGUCAGCCCACCAGCGCUCGUACAGACGCAGGUCGAAGGUGGUGCCACGCUCUUCAAAUUCGGCUACUACAACGAGGAAGCCUACCUCACGCAAUCAUCCCAGCUCUACCUUGAGACAUGCCUACCAUCCCUGGGCGACGUAUACUGUAUCGAGAAAUCCUUCCGUGCGGAAAAGUCUCUAACCCGCCGCCAUUUGGCUGAGUACACGCACGUUGAAGCCGAACUCGACUACAUCAACUUCGACGACCUACUCACGCAUCUUGAAGAAGUCAUGUGCCGCGUCCUUGAAGUCACCAUGUCUGACCCCAUCGUCAAGCAGUACAUCAUGGACCUCAACCCUGAAUUCCAGGUGCCAGAGCGCCCAUUCAAGCGCAUGAAGUACCAAGAUGCCAUUGACUGGCUCGUCGAGCACAACAUUCCCAACGAAGAUGGCGAGCCGCACAAGUUUGGCGACGAUAUUGCUGAAGCUGCGGAGCGCAGGAUGACGGAUAUCAUCAACCGGCCCAUCUUCUUGACACACUUCCCCACUGCGAUCAAGGCCUUCUACAUGCUGAAAGACAAGGACGAUCCGAGGGUGACGGAGAGCGUGGACUGCUUGAUGCCGGGUGUUGGAGAGAUUGUGGGAGGAAGUAUGAGGAUGGACAACUUUGAUGAGUUGAUGGGUGCAUUCGCGAGAGAAGGCAUCGACCCAAGUGCAUACUUUUGGUACACUGAUCAACGAAAGUACGGCUCGUCUCCUCACGGCGGCUACGGCCUCGGUCUGGAGCGCUUCCUCGCCUGGCUCUGCAAGCAACACACCGUACGUGACUGCUGCCUGUACCCACGCUACUUUGGCCGCUGCAAGCCCUGAGCAGGUGUUUCAAACUUCACUUCCUUCCACUUCUCCCUUUCUGCGACUCCGCGAGCAGAUUCGGAUAUAGAUAGGCGCAUUUGCGUGACACGGUCUGUAUCGGACAGGCUUUUGCUUUGCCAACGAAGGUUUCUCAUGUCGCACAAUGCACCCCCAAUAGACGAAUCCUAUCCAA
Molecule: messenger RNA, 2021 nt
Organism: Cucurbitaria berberidis CBS 394.84
Lineage: Eukaryota; Fungi; Ascomycota; Dothideomycetes; Pleosporales; Cucurbitariaceae
Product: asparaginyl-tRNA synthetase
Exons: 2
Coding region: 119-1846 (575 amino acids)
Biological process (GO): asparaginyl-tRNA aminoacylation
Cellular component (GO): cytoplasm
Molecular function (GO): nucleic acid binding; asparagine-tRNA ligase activity; ATP binding
Source: RefSeq, a predicted model, not a curated record